Molecule: messenger RNA, 1187 nt
Organism: Paramecium octaurelia
Lineage: Eukaryota; Ciliophora; Oligohymenophorea; Peniculida; Parameciidae
Source: the annotation of a GenBank genome assembly
UAUAAAAUUAGCGAGAUGUCCCAUUCACCCAGUUACGGAUAAUAAUUUAAAUUUUUCAAAGGGUUACAAAUUAAAUGCAUGUAAAUAUCAUCAAUAGAUCAUUAUUGAAAAUGGAUAAAAUAUCACAUUAAGACAUUUAAGAAUGUAUAAUAAAGUUGUCUAAAAUUUGUAUCUAAGCAAGCUAAAAUUAUUUAAAAGAUGCAAAUUGAUGGUGAAAGCAAUUAUCUAACUACAUUUUAUCUUUGCGAUUAGCUCAUUUGUUUGAAGCACAAUCCUCAAUUCAUCAACAAUCACAACAAUUAAUCCUAUCUUAAACUUUCCUAAAUUACUUUUAACUCUUUGCUAGGAAGUAAAAGGAUGUAGACUCAAAAUCUUUUCCCAAGAAUAUAUGUAAGUAAGUUGGUAUAAGAAAAUCUGUAGUCAGGUUCAAAGGAUCAAUCUAAUAGUAAUAGUUAGUAUUAUAAGGAGAAAUAGAGUUAUCAAAUGAAAGAAUAAGUAGAAUAAAUUAAUAAACUAAUUUAGAAUCAAAGUAUUCUUUGAAAAUAAAUUAAAAUAAAAGAAGAAUAGAACAAAUACUUUAAGGAAUAAAUUAAAAAAGAAAAUCUAAAUUAAGAAUAGAAUUUAAAUAAUUUUGCUCAUGCUUUAAAAACAUUAUUUAAAAUAGCUGUAUUUCAUUAAUGUUGCUGGUGUAGUCAUCUUAAUAUUAGAGGUAAUUACUUUUUCAUAAACACAUCAAAUAUCCAAGUUGCGAAGUAACAUAAGAUGGAAAGAUGGUUUAAAAUGGCUAUUAUUGUCUAUUUGAUUAAGUCAUUCCUAAAAAUGGAGUGACAUCAUUUGCAUUCAAAAUAAUUUAAUUAAAUUAAAGUUGUUUAAUAAGGGUUGGGAUGAGAGAAAUAAUAUAUAAAAUAAUUAUUAUGGAAGUGUGUUGGUAUUCGGUUUGGGUAGUAAUUUAUCAUAUCUUAUUAGAUAAUAUACAAUAAAAUAAGAUAAAACUGUUAUUCACAUCAUAGAUAAGAUAAAAAUGGUAAAAACUAUCAUUUUAUUUUGAGAAUAAAUCAUAUAAUAAUAGAAGAAGUUGGCAUUUAAAAUAGAAACAUCAAAUGUGCCAAAGUAAAUAGAAAUCAAUCAUAAUGUAAUUAUCCUAACACUAUUAUAUAAUAGAAUCUUUCAAUAGAAACAGCUUAUGA